Messenger RNA from Bursaphelenchus okinawaensis, 4300 nucleotides. Lineage: Eukaryota; Metazoa; Nematoda; Chromadorea; Rhabditida; Aphelenchoididae. The record is from the annotation of a GenBank genome assembly.
AUGUCUAGCUACAUUGCGUCAGCACAGAAGCCGACGGUUGUUAAUGGGGCCGUGGUUGGAAAUUUCAGAAACAGUACCGAGAGGGACUUGAUCAUUGCUAGGAUAAACAGGAUUGAGCUGCUUUUAAUCACAGAAGAAGGACUAAAACCACAUCGAGAGAUCCCUAUUUUCGGCCGAAUUGUUGUGAUUAAGUCGUUUAGACCAACAGGAAAAGUAAGCAGCCUUUUUAUAUCUAAUCUCAAGUUUAGGACAAACAUCUGCUGUUGGUUGUGACCAGUAAAUAUCAUGUUGCUAUCUUGUCUUUUGGUGCUGAAGGAGAAGUGAUCACUAAAGCUGCUGGUAGUGUUGCAGACAGAGUAUUCAGACCAGCUGAGACAGGAAUUCUUGUUAGUAUCCACAAAUCAGGAGUAAGUGUACUUCAAUAUAAUUGGAAAGAGCUACAGUUAUUUAUAUAUUUAGUUUGCAAUGUCAAACGUGUAUUUAACGAGAAUAUUGAUAAUAUCAAUUUAGUUGAUUGCCUUACGGUGUUACGAGGGAAGUUUGAAGAUUAUCAAUUGGAAUGACAGUGGAAAUCUACAAGCUUUUAAUCUGAGGCUUCUAGAAACUCAGUUGACUGAUUUUGGAUUCUUGGACACUAAAGGAAGUAAGUUGUACUCGUUUUUAAAGUUAUUGCUUUAGGUGUUCUUUCUUUGGCUUACAUUUACCAAAACGAAAGCGGGCGACAUCUGAAAGUGUGCAGAUUAAAUACGGAAGAAAAGGAGCUCACUGCUGAAUGGACUCAGGAGAAUAUUGAAUCUGAAGCUUCUCUGCUGAUUCCCGUACCUCAUGUUGGUGGAGUUGUUGUAGUUGGUCAGGAGUCGAUUUCUUAUCAUAAGAGUAGCAACAACUACAAGGCCGUAUCUCCAUUCUUGCUGCAUAUGUCAGAGAUUUGUUGUUAUUCCCAUGUAGACGAGGAUGGAGGAAGAAUACUGCUCGGAGAUAUUCAUGGUAGAUUGUUUUUGCUUCAUUUGCACACAAUGCUGAUGGAAAAUGGGUUAAACGAAGUGAGGGACAUUAAAGUAAGUGUUUAAUACCGUAACCAACUACUUUUGUAUAGUAACAUUUAGUUAUGGGUUAGUUUAACUAAUGUCAUUUAGGUGCAACUCUUGGGCGAAAUUUCGAUUCCCGAGUGCAUAGUGUAUCUUGAUCGGUCGAUAAUGUUUGUGGGGUCAAGAAUGGGUGACAGUCAGUUGAUAAGAAUACUCGACGAGCCUUACGAGUCUCAGCCAAACACAUUCUUGGAGGUGGUGGAUUCUUUUCCUAAUCUUGGGCCGAUCAGAGACCUGGUUAUUCUAGACACAGAUGGCCAAAAACAAGUUGUUACAUGUUCUGGAGGCUUUAAAGAAGGAUCGUUGCGGAUUAUCAGAAGUGGAAUUGGUAUUGACGAGACUGCCACAGUAGACAUGCCUAAAAUCAGAAAUCUGUUCACUUUCAAGUUCAACUCGGAAUUUGACAAUUACAUAGCCGUAUGCUUUGCUGACUACGUGGACUUGUUCAAGGUCGAGGGAGAAGUCUUGGAUAAUGGUGAUUUGCCUGGUAAGUUGAGAACAAUGAUCAUAUAUAGUGGUAAACUAUUUAUUGUUUAUUUUAGUAAAUCAUAUUCACAUUGGGAACAAUUUGUAUAUCUAAAUGUCAUUUUUGGUGAAUUUUCAGGCUUCGAACGAAACAAAGAAACGUUAUUUGUUGGUGGACUGAAGGAUGGAAGUGUUAUCCAGAUCUACGAAAACACAUUGAGUUUGAUCGGAACAGAUGGAAAUGUGACCGUGAAGGAAGAGUUUGAUGACCUUACUUUGUGCGAUGUCAAUUUGCAUACAGGCCAGGUCUUGGUGGCUAACAGAGAUACCUUGGUGUACUACCGAAUCAUCGACAACGUCUUCAAACGGAUUUGUUCUCAACAAUUCGAAUAUCAAAUCGCUUGUCUAUCUCUGUCUUCGUUUGGUAAGUGUGUUGUCGUAUGUUACUUUUAUAUUUAGGUUUUUAUGCAAAAAAAGGAAGGGAAAGAUAGUAAUUUUUAUUUUUUAAUUCUAAAAGUCGGCACAAUUAAAAUGUUUUUAGACGAAGAAGGUGAAAGCACGGUAUGUAUGGCAGGAUUCUGGAGCGGAACGGAAGUCUCAAUGUUUGCGAUUGAGAACAACGAGUUCAAUCACGUCACCAAUUGCACAUUGCCUGGAGACUUUGUCUUGCCGCGGUCUUCUUUACUCACCAAGAUGGAUGGCGUUAUCUAUCUUAUGAUUGCGUUGAGCGAUGGAAUACUGUAUUAUUUCACGGUGGAUCAGAAUAAUGGACAAGUUAUUGAUGUCAAGAAGGCUACUUUGGGUACAAGGCCGCCGAAACUGAGGAAGUUCUACGCCAGAGGCACCGUAAAUGUGUUUGUAUGUUCUGACAGACCAGCUGUGAUUUACAGUUCGAAUCAAAAGUUGAUAUUCAGUAAUGUGAACAUCAAGUUGAUCACCCAAAUGUGUCCGUUAAAUGCAGAAUUCUACCAGAACAGUCUAGUCUUGACAGACGGGUUCCGCUUGUUUAUUGGUAGGUGUUACUUUCGAUUUAAAAUAAUUAUAUAUUACUAUCUUCAUUGCAUAGUUUUAUAAUACGUUGUUGAUUGUUACUAAAGUUAUAUUUAUAGGGGUAAUUGAUGACAUACAGAAGCUUCAUAUCCGGUCAGUACCAUUGGGAGAAAGUGUCAGCAGAAUUGCUCAUCAGCCAGAAACAAACUCGAUUGCUAUAUUAACUCAUAGGGUCGAAGUAAGCGAAAACUAGUUAAAGGUUCGGUAAAUGUGUAUCGUUUUCAUAUAUCUCUAUUUAUGUUUACAGUAUUUAGUCCAAGUUAUUUAGUCUUUAACAAACUGAAUUUCAGAGAAUAUUGCCUAACGGAGACAGACAAAUCAGAAAUUCAGCUCCGAAAAUGUGUCCAAACAGAACACAACAACCUUCUAUUAAUGGUACAGAUAGCAAUGUCACAAGUGAAGAGUUUGUGGAUGCUGUACAAGUCUACUCCUUGUGUUUGUUAGACGUGAAUACCUUCGAAAUACUCCAUGUUGUGGAAAUGCCGAACAAUGAAGCCUUAGUGUCCGUAGCGUCGGUCCAAUUGGGUAACAGCACAACGCCUUUUUAUGUUGUGGGAACAGCCAUAUAUGUUCCAUCAGAUACAGAAUGUAAACAAGUAAGUCAUAGAAUUUGUGUUUUUGUUUUAGGUUUGACCAUCUGUGGGUUUAAUGUGAUCUUAAUUUAGGUAUAAUCAGUUCAUAAUUCCAAUUUUAGGGUCGUAUUCUCAUCUACGCUGUAGAAGACCAGCGUUUGAAGUUGGUAAACGACAAAGAAGUGAAAGGAGCCGUCUUGUCGAUGGCCGCCCUUAACAACAAGUUGAUUUGCUCGAUCAAUAGUUCUGUGCGCUUGUUCGAAUGGACAUCGGAGAACGAGUUAAGGUUGGAGUGUUCGUCUUUCAACUUCAUUACUGCCCUCUUCAUCAAGACUAAAGGAGACCUGGUAUUGGUUGGUGACAUUAUGAGGUCGAUGUCGUUGUUGGCUUACAAGUCCAUCGAUUCACAGUUUGAAGAAAUUACUCGAGACCAUAGUAAUGAAUGGACUACAGCUGUUGAGAUUGUGGAUUCGGAUACGAUGAUUGCUGCCGAAAACGCCUACAAUCUUUAUGUCGUACGAAAAGAGGCCAAAAUAGAAGGAGAAGAUGAGAAGACAAAGUUCAGACAAGCUGGCUUCUGGUAUUUGGGAGAAAACGUCAACGUGUUCAGAAGGGGGUCGUUGCUCACACCAAACACCGAUACAGGCACAAAUUUCACCAAUCCAUUAUUGUUUGGGACAGCCGAUGGCAGUCUGGGCGUUAUUGUGCAGUUGACUGAAGACGACUUCAAUUUCUUGUUAAAUUUGCAACGUUCUUUGGCGAAUAACACAACCAACUGCACCAGAAUCUCGUACGAUACCUACAGGAACUUCAACAAUCAGAAGAAGGUGGAAAAGCACAGCGGAUUCAUAGAUGGAGAUCUAAUCGAAGGGCUUACAGAUAUGUCAAGGGAAAACAUUAUUGAACUUGUGAAGUACAUGAAGGAGAAAUACAAACGUAGGUUGUCAUAUUUGAAAGAAUUAAAAAAGAACUUCGUCUGAAGUUUAGUAACACUGUUUUGCCUUUAAACACACUUACUGUAUAAUGUAAAACUUUCGACUAAAAUUAUGUUAAUUCCCUUCUGCAGGUGACACAUCUCCAGAAGAAAUCCUUCGACUGGUAGAAGAUCUCUCACGGUUACAUUAA